Molecule: messenger RNA, 562 nt
Organism: Pieris brassicae (large cabbage white)
Lineage: Eukaryota; Metazoa; Arthropoda; Insecta; Lepidoptera; Pieridae
Exons: 6
Coding region: 89-562 (157 amino acids)
Source: RefSeq, a predicted model, not a curated record
UACCUGGAGCAAAUCCAGUAGGGUAAAGUUAAAAGUACCCAUAACCAAGUAUGCAUGGUGAAUGUCAUGAAAAUGUUAAUCGAUAGGUAUGUCAAGACAGGAAGAAUGGCGUGAUAAUUUAAAAUAUAAAGACCUAAAUGGUCCGGCAAAAAAUUUCCGUUUUAUACAAGACAAGAAAUACGUGUUCUUAGUAACACUAAUUUGCUCCGCUCAAGAUUUAUAUCCAAAACCGAAUAUGACGAUUUCAUCGCAGGGUUACAUUCUAAAACAAUCUGUGAUGGAAAUAAAGAUGAAUUCCUGGGGUUUGUACUCCGUGGCUGUGACUAUCGAGGUUCAUGAUGACGAGAUAAACUCGCCCUAUGAAGAAUUUGUGUGUUUAUUGUCAUUGCCAAACACAAAUUAUACCAGAAAUCUGACAACAAUAUAUUAUCCAGGAUUAAUGCCUACCGCAUACACCGCGUAUGAAGUACAAAGACCUCAACAUCACCAAGCCAGCGGAAGCAAGAGCAACGGUGUACUAUUUCAAUUGAUCGACUUGUUAUUUUUAAACCUGUGUAUAUGA